Molecule: messenger RNA, 2613 nt
Organism: Triticum urartu
Lineage: Eukaryota; Viridiplantae; Streptophyta; Magnoliopsida; Poales; Poaceae
Product: receptor protein kinase-like protein ZAR1
Biological process (GO): protein phosphorylation
Molecular function (GO): protein binding; protein kinase activity; ATP binding
Source: RefSeq, a predicted model, not a curated record
CCAACCCUCUCUCUCUCCCUCAGUGGAGUACACGCGCUGACACGAUUAUUGUUGCACAUUUCUGAACGAAACACAGAGCAAAGAACCAGCUUUGGUAUCGUAGAUGAGGAGCCUGCCGCACUCCUCGCUUGGAAUCCUCCUCCUGCCGGCGCUGCUGCUCGUGCUGGCCGCGUCGCCGCCGGCGGCGCCGCUGUCGCCGGACGGGCUCGCGCUGCUGGCCUUCAAGGCCGCGGUGACCGACGACCCGACCUCCGCGCUGUCCGCGUGGUCGGCCAACGACACGGACCCGUGCCGCUGGCCGGGGGUGGCCUGCGUCAACACCUCCUCCACCGAGGCGCGCGUGGCGGGCCUGGCCGUCGCCGGGAAGAACCUCUCCGGCCGCCUCCCGCCCGAGCUCGGCUCGCUCUCCCUCCUCCGCCGGCUCAACCUCCACGGCAACCGGCUGUCCGGCGCCGUGCCGCCGGCGCUCUCCAACGCCACGUCCCUGCGCUCCGUCUUCCUCUACGACAACAACCUCACCGGCGCCUUCCCGGCGUUCCUCUGCGACCUCCCGCGCCUGCAGAACCUCGACCUCUCCAAGAACGCGCUCGCCGGCCCGCUCCCGCCGGCGCUCGGGCGCUGCAGGCAGCUACAGCGGCUGCUCCUUGCCAACAACGGGUUCUCGGGCCGCAUCCCGGCAGCCGCCUUGCCGCAGAUGGAGAGCCUGCAGCUGCUCGACCUGUCGUCCAACUCCCUCACGGGCGCCAUCCCGCCUGAGCUCGGCAAGCUCCAGGCGCUGGCCGGCACGCUCAACGUUUCCCGCAACCGCCUCUCCGGCGCGGUGCCGCCGGAGCUAGGGCGUCUCCCGGCGACCGUCACCCUCGACCUCCGCUUCAACAACCUCUCCGGCGAGAUACCGCAGUCCGGGUCCCUCGCCAGCCAGGGCCCCACGGCCUUCCUCAACAACCCCGGCCUCUGCGGCUUCCCGCUCCAGGUCCCCUGCCGCGCGGCCCCGCCGUCGGCAUCCUCCUCCACGCCGCCUCCGACCACCACCGGCUCCGGCGGCAGCGCCGGCGGCGGCCCUAGCCAGCCGAUGAAGACCAGCCUGAUCGUGCUCAUCUCGGUCGCCGACGCGGCCGGCGUGGCCCUCAUCGGGGUCAUCGUGGUGUACAUAUACUGGAAGCUGCGCGACCGGCGCGGGGACGGCGGCGGCGACGACGAAGACGAGGAGGGGCGAGGGCUCUUCUUCUGCCCGUGCAUGCGCGCAAACACGUGCGGGGACUCGUCGGAAGGGUCGGACGCCGGGGGCGACGGCGAGAAGAAACGCGGCAACGGUUCCGGGGGCGGGGGCGGGGGCGGCGAGGACGGAGAGCUGGUGGCGAUCGACAAGGGGUUCCGGAUGGAGCUGGACGAGCUGCUGCGGUCGUCGGCGUACGUGCUGGGGAAGGGCGGGAAGGGGAUCGUGUACAAGGUGGUGGUGGGCAACGGGACAACGCCCGUGGCCGUGCGGCGGCUGGGCGGCGGCACCGCGGCCCCGGAGCGGUACAAGGAGUUCGCGGCGGAGGCCGGCGCCGUCGGGCGCGUGCGGCACGCCAACGUGGUGCGGCUGCGUGCCUACUACUGGUCGCCCGACGAGAAGCUCGUCGUCACCGACUUCAUCAACAACGGCAACCUCGCCUCCGCGCUGCGCGGGCGCUCCGGGCAGCCGAGCCUGUCGUGGUCGCUGCGGCUCCGCAUCGCCAAGGGCGCGGCGCGCGGGCUGGCGCACCUCCACGAGUGCAGCCCCCGGCGGUACGUCCACGGCGAGGUCAAGCCCUCCAACAUCCUCCUCGACGCCGACUACAACGCCCUCGUCUCCGACUUCGGCCUCGCCCGCCUCCUCACCAUCGCCGGCUGCGCCGACGCCGCGGGAGCCGGCGCCGGCGGCAUAAUGGGCUGCGCUCUCCCGUACGUCAAGCCCCCCGCGCCGGACCGGCCCAACGCGUACCGCGCCCCGGAGGCCCGCGUGCCCGGGUCCCGCCCGAGCCAGAAGUCCGACGUCUACUCCUUCGGCGUCCUGCUGCUGGAGCUGCUCACCGGGCGCUCGCCCGAGCAGGCGUCGCCCUCUGGUUCCUCGGCGUCCUUCUCGGGGCCUGGCGCCGCCGCCGCCGCCGAGGGGCAACAGGCGCCGGAGAUCGUGAGGUGGGUGCGGCAGGGGUUCGAGGACGCGCGGCCGCUCUCGGAGCUGGCCGACGACGCCGUGCUGCGGGACGCCGGCGCGCGCAAGGAGGUGGUGGCCGCGUUCCACGUCGCGCUUGGCUGCGUCGAGGCCGACCUGGAGCGGCGGCCGCGGAUGAAGGCCGUCGCCGACAGCCUCGACAAGAUUGGGUCGUGACUCGUGAGAGCAGGGCGCUGCCUCUUUGCCAUCCGUUGUCAGCUUGUCAGAAUUGGUUAUCACCGGAGAACGUCUCUCUUUCUUUGCACUUGGUUAAUUUUUUGUAUUAUAUAUAUAUAUAUAUAUAUCAUUUUUAGGAACCUUCGUGUAAAUGUUUCUUUUUUCUUUGGGUGUUCUCCGUUCUGUGAAAUUAUUUUGAAUGUUAUAGCAACUUAUAUCCUUCCAUCCUAAGGGUAUUUUCAACACGGAUCCUCAAACAA